GUACCACGUGUGUUUGUGUGGGUCAGAGCUGGUGAUUGUGGGUAUGUAGGGGUCUCAUCGCCCAGGUUCCCCCAAACAUGCAGGUCUCAAAUGUGAACGAUGUGAAGAUUUAUAACCUGAGCUGCGGGAAGUCUCUCCCUGAGUGGUUAUCUGAUCGCAAGAAAAGAGCUCUACAGAAGAAGGAUGUGGACGUCCGAAGGAGAAUUGAGCUUAUCCAGGAUUUUGAAAUGCCCACAGUCAGUACCAACAUUAAAGUCUCCAGGGAUGGGCAGUACAUUAUGGCAGCUGGAACCUACAAGCCUCGGGUCCGCUGCUAUGACACAUACCAGCUGUCUUUAAAAUUUGAGAGAUGUUUGGAUGCUGAAGUGGUUAAGUUUGACAUCUUAUCAGAAGACUAUUCAAAGAUUGUCUUUCUUCAGAGUGACAGAUAUGUAGAGCUCCAUUCUCAACAUGGCCGUUACUACAGACUGAGGAUUCCAAAGUUUGGCAGAGAUUUUGCCUAUCACUAUCCCUCCUGUGACCUGUAUUUUGUAGGUGCAAGCUCUGAGGUGUAUAGAUUAAAUCUGGAGCAAGGGCGAUACCUGAACUCUCUUCAGACUGACGCCUCCCAGAUUAACGUUUGUGACAUCAACCCUGCUCACCAUUUAUUUGCUGCAGGCACCACUGAGGGUAAAGUGGAAUGCUGGGACCCCAGAACAAGAAACCGAGUUGGGUUGCUGGACUGUGCCCUGAGCAGUGUGACAGCAGACAUGGAGGUAGAAGGAUUGCCAUCAGUUUCUGCACUCAAAUUUCAUGGGCCUCUACACAUGGCGGUGGGCACAUCUACUGGACAGGUUGUUUUGUAUGACCUCCGCUCUAAUCGUCCUCUGAUUGCUAAAGAUCACCAGUACGGGCUGCCAAUCAAAUCAAUACAGUUUCACAGUGCUUUAGAUCUUGUAAUAUCCGCAGACUCCAGGAUCAUCAAGAUGUGGAAUAAAGAUAAUGGUAAAAUAUUUACCUCUAUUGAACCAGAAGCAGACGUAAAUGAUGUUUGCCUUUAUCCGAACUCAGGAAUGCUCUUCACUGCUAACGAAGCUCCUAAAAUGAACGUCUAUUAUAUUCCGGCCUUGGGGCCUGCUCCUAGAUGGUGUUCUUUCCUUGACAACCUGACGGAAGAGUUGGAAGAGAACCCAGAAAGCACAGUAUACGAUGAUUAUAAGUUUGUAACCAGAAAAGAACUUGAUGAACUUGGACUUUCUCAUCUAAUUGGAUCUCCAUUGCUCCGAGCCUACAUGCAUGGCUUUUUUAUGGAUAUCCGGUUGUACCAUAAGGUCAAAGCCAUGGUAAAUCCAUUUGCUUAUGAGGAGUAUAAAAAGGAGAAGAUACGACAAAAGAUAGAGGAGGCCCGGGCACAGCGUGUUCAAAUUAAGAAACUGCCAAAGGUAAAUAAAGAGUUGGCGCUUAAACUGUACGAAGAGGAAGAGGAGCUCUCACAGAAGAAGAAGAAACAGAAGAAAAUGCCCAACAUCCUCAGCGAUGACAGAUUUAAAGUUAUGUUUGAGAAUCCAGAUUUCCAAGUGGACCAGGAGAGUGAGGAGUACAGGCUUCUGAACCCCUUGGUCUCAAAAAUCAGUGAGAAGAGAAAGAAGAAAUUAAAGAUAUUAGAAAAGCUUGACGCUGAAGAUGGGGAGGAAGAGGAAGAGCCCGAAGGAAAGCCAAGUGAUGCAGAGAGCUCUGAAUCUUCCGACGAUGAAAAGGGAUGGGUCGAGGAGGUCAGGAAACAGCGCAAGCUCUUACGCCAAGAGGAAAAACAGAGAAGGCAGGAAAGGGUGAGGGAGGACCAACAAACAGCCCUCAAGCCUCAGUUCUACGAGAUAAAAGCAGGGGAGGAGUUCCGCAGCUUUCAGGAUGCGGCCAAGAAACAGAAGUUGAUGAGGAAAACCCUUGAAGAUCGUGUAAAAGUGGAGGAAAAACUGGGAACUCUGAAUGUUUCUGACACUGCUGUGGGCAGCAAGCAGCUUACAUUCACAUUGAAAAAGUCUGAACAACAUAGGAAACGGCAGGAAGCGGAAAAGCAGCAUCAAGAGGAGAGGAAGAAACUGCGCCGUUCAGCGGGACACCUCAAGAGCAAACCAGCCAGGGGUCGGCCAUUUCAUUAGAAGAUCUUGGCUGUUAUUAUUUAUAUAAAGGCCUGCCGGUGCCCUUUAUACGGCGAGCACGCAGGGAUCAGAGACUGAUGUUUGUAGCCGUAGACAAACCCUGUGUGUGUGAGAUGUGCCAGCUAAUAAAGAUCUCACUUUUUUA
This is a messenger RNA of Xenopus tropicalis (tropical clawed frog), 2283 nucleotides long. It is a transcript of the gene nol10, whose product is annotated as nucleolar protein 10. Gene Ontology annotation, cellular component: nucleolus; nucleus. The record is from RefSeq and is marked provisional. NCBI's taxonomy places the organism in Eukaryota, Metazoa, Chordata, Amphibia, Anura, Pipidae.